GAAACCUAUUCUUAAUUUCAUCCAAACAUAAACCUCUCUCCCUUAUCACAAACUAUACAGAGGCCAAUUCCAUGAGAACGUCGUCGUUUGGAAGCUGCAGCUCCAACAAAGCUAAUCCCUCUCGCGAAUUCGAGUCACCGCCGGAUCUCGUCCCACCAGGAGAUGACCAACCUCCGCCUGCCCACAGCGGACACCGCUGGAAAGAAUUUGUGGAAGUCACGUUAGAGCUAGAAGAUCACUCCCCUGUGCUCUGCAAUGUCAAUCCCGCCCGUGCCGCUGAUGAACUCCCCUCCGCUGCGUCUAGUUUUCGAAGGAUUUUAUCCUGGUCGAGAUCGCCAUCUUCGGUUUCCGUCGUGGAAGAUCCUGCCAUCACCGCCCGUAACGCUAGGAAAAUGAAAGCCAAGCUUGAACGGACGAGAUCGAGUGCGCGGACAGCCCUUGAGGGGCUCAGAUUCAUCAGCGAGACGGCCGGAGCCACCGACGCCAGUGAGCUAUGGAGAAAAGUGGAGGAGAGGUUUGCGUUACUUGCUAAGGACGGUUUGCUUGCGAGAGAAGACUUCGGUGAAUGCAUUGGAAUGCAGGAUUCCAAGGAAUUUGCCGUAGGAGUAUUUGAUGCACUGGCGAGAAGAAAGCAGCAGAAAGUGACGAAAAUUAGCAAAGAAGAGCUCUACGACUUCUGGUUGCAGAUUACGGACCAGAGCUUUGACGCUCGUCUUCAGAUUUUCUUCAACAUGGCUGACAGCAAUGGAGAUGGAAAGAUUACUAGGGAGGAGGUGCAAGAGCUUAUAAUGCUCAGCGCUUCAGCAAAUAAGCUAUCGAAACUAAAAGAACAAGCUGAAGAAUACGCAGCUUUAAUAAUGGAAGAGCUAGACCCAGAAAACCUGGGUUACAUUGAGCUGUGGCAGUUAGAAAUGUUGCUCCUACGAAAAGAUAGCUAUAUGAAAUGUAGCAGACAAUUGAGCAAUCCAAGUAUGGUAGGAUGGGGUCAGAAUCUGAGUGGGUUGAAGCACAAAAAUGUGAUCCAAAGGAUGUGCAGGACACUGGUAUGUCUGGUAAUAGAGCAUUGGCGGAGGGGCUGGAUCUUGUUGCUAUGGUUGGCCUCCAUUGCUUGUCUUUUUACCUGGAAAUUUUAUCAGUAUAGAAACAGAGCAGCUUUUCAAGUCACUGGUUACUGCUUAUCCAUUGCCAAAGGUGCUGCAGAGACCCUUAAGUUUAAUAUGGCUCUCAUCCUCUUACCAGUUUGUCGUAACACUUUGACUUGGCUUCGUUCCACGAGGGCCAGAUCUUUUGUUCCCUUCGAUGACAACAUUAACUUCCAUAAGAUGAAUGCGUGUGCCAUAGCUAUUGGAGUCGCCGUUCAUGCGGGUAAUCAUUUGGCUUGCGAUUUUCCCUUCCUCAUAAACUCAUCCCCGGAGAAAUUUGCUCCCAUAUCUUCAGAUUUUCAUAACAAAAGGCCCACUUAUAAAACACUCUUGACCGGGGUCGAAGGCAUCACAGGAAUUUCAAUGACUGUUUUAAUGGUCAUCUCUUUCACCCUAGCAACCCACUAUUUUCGAAGAAACGUGGUCAAGCUAUCCCCACCAUUCAACAAAUUGACCGGCUUUAAUGCAUUCUGGUAUUCACACCACCUUCUUGCCCUCGUCUAUGUCUUGUUGUUCAUCCAUGGAAGUUGCUUGUACUUAACCCACAAGUGGUAUCAAAAAUCGACUUGGAUGUAUAUCUCUAUCCCGAUGUUGCUGUACACAGCCGAGCGAACUCUGCGAACUUGUAGAUCAAAACAUCAUUCUGUUAAAAUACUGAAGGUUUCGGUGCUCCCAGGAAAUGUCUUCAGUGUAGUCAUGUCCAAGCCACAUGGAUUCAUGUACAAAAGUGGACAGUACCUAUUUUUAAAGUGUCCAAAAAUCUCGCCGUUUGAGUGGCACCCGUUCUCCAUCACCUCAGCACCAGGAGAGGACUACCUGAGCGUUCAUAUUCGUACAGUGGGAGACUGGACGCAAGAAUUGAAGCUGUUAUUUACUGACGAUGAUACAUUACCUUCAUCAAAUGGACAAGCCAAAUUUGGUCACCUAGUGACAAUGGAUCCAAAAGGACAGCCGAGACUGCUUGUCGAUGGUCCCUAUGGAGCUCCUGCACAAGAUUACCAGAGUUAUGAUGUACUGCUUCUCAUAGGAUUGGGAAUCGGAGCAACCCCUUUCAUCAGCAUCCUCAAAGAUCUUCUUAAUGACACAAGAAUAUUUGAAGAACAAAUGGAGUCAAACACAGAAACAGCCACAUCAGAUGAGAGCUACAAUAGUUUUACAUCUUCAAAUUUCAUGUCAGGUGGAAAUAAGAGAACACACAGGACCACGAAUGCCUAUUUCUACUGGGUUACCAGGGAAGCUGGAUCCUUUGAAUGGUUUAAAGGAGUAAUGGAUGAAGUUGCAGAAUUAGAUCUCAAAGAUCAAAUUGAGCUACACAACUAUCUCACAAGUGUCUAUGAGGAAGGGGAUGCAAGGUCAACCUUAAUCACAAUGGUCCAAGCUCUCAGCCAUGCCAAACAUGGUGUUGACAUCCUAUCAGGCACUCGAGUAGGAUCCUCUGCAGCCAGAACUUCUGGUUUGUGACAGAAAACUUUAACUAUCACGAGUAAACAACUUUUUUCCCCUUGCAGGGGUAUUCUACUGCGGGAUGCCAGCGUUGGCAAAGGAACUAAAGAAGCUGUCACAUGAGCUGAGCCACAAGACAACUACACGCUUCGAUUUUCAUAAGGAGUACUUCUGACAUGACAAAUUGAUAUUUAAAUUCUACCUUCUACCAUUGU
Molecule: messenger RNA, 2800 nt
Organism: Prosopis cineraria
Lineage: Eukaryota; Viridiplantae; Streptophyta; Magnoliopsida; Fabales; Fabaceae
Product: respiratory burst oxidase homolog protein E
Exons: 13
Coding region: 72-2603 (843 amino acids)
Cellular component (GO): plasma membrane
Molecular function (GO): peroxidase activity; NAD(P)H oxidase H2O2-forming activity; calcium ion binding
Source: RefSeq, a predicted model, not a curated record